Messenger RNA from Lotus japonicus, 1497 nucleotides. RefSeq names its product ferredoxin--NADP reductase, root isozyme, chloroplastic. The record is from RefSeq and is a predicted model, not a curated record. NCBI's taxonomy places the organism in Eukaryota, Viridiplantae, Streptophyta, Magnoliopsida, Fabales, Fabaceae. Gene Ontology annotation, molecular function: oxidoreductase activity. The transcript has 5 exons. Bases 165 to 1304 code for a protein of 379 amino acids.
GAUCGAAGAGAACACAAAAGCGACCUUUCCAUUCUCCAAAAGAUCAUCAAAUCCAACUCCAGCUUCUCACAAAUUGUUCCUUAUAAGUAGUAUUAAUCAUCUUCUCUGCUUUCAACAUUCAACCUCAGAUUACUUCACCACCUUUGUUCUCUGAUCUCAUCAUCAUGGCUCACUUGGCGGUAUCACAGAUGGCUGUAACUGUUCCUGUUGGCAGUGAUUUGUCUAUCCGAAGAUCAGGGUUUAAGGCAUCUAGCUUCAGCUUUCAGGAUAAAUCAUGGGCACCGGCAUUUACUUUGGACUUGAAAGCAAACAGCUCCUUUGUAAGAAGUCGUCAGGUGAUAUGCCUGUCAGUGCCAGUGCAACAAGCGACUGGGCCCAAAGUUACUGUCUCCCCAUUAGAAUUGGAAGAAGCUCCCGAGCCUCCCUUGAACUUACACAAGCCUAAACAACCUUAUACAGCAACAAUUGUUUCUGUUGAGAGAAUAGUGGGACCAAAGGCUCCAGGGGAAACUUGUCAUAUUGUGAUUGAUCAUGAUGGAAAUGUUCCCUACUGGGAAGGACAGAGUUAUGGUGUUAUUCCACCAGGUGAAAAUCCGAAGAAACCUGGGAGUCCCCAUAAUGUUCGACUCUAUUCAAUUGCCUCCACAAGAUAUGGAGAUUCUUUUGAUGGCAAAACAGCUAGCUUGUGUGUGCGUCGAGCUGUUUAUUAUGAUCCUGAUACAGGAAAGGAAGAUCCCUCUAAGAAUGGUGUUUGUAGCAACUUCUUGUGUAACUCAAAGCCUGGAGACAAAGUUCAGGUAACAGGCCCUUCAGGGAAGGUAAUGCUUUUGCCUGAGGAUGACCCAAAUGCUACCCAUAUAAUGAUUGGGACCGGCACUGGUGUUGCUCCAUUUAGAGGCUAUCUUCGUCGAAUGUUCAUGGAAUCUGUCCCUACAUUCAAGUUUGGCGGACUAGCAUGGCUUUUCCUCGGUGUUGCCAACACUGAUAGUCUUCUCUAUCAUGAUGAAUUUACCAAAUACCUCAAGGAUUACCCAACCAACUUCCGCUACGAUAUAGCCCUUAGCAGAGAGCAGAAGAACAAGAAUGGUGGCAAAAUGUAUGUUCAGGAUAAGAUUGAGGAGUACAGUGAUGAAAUCUUCAAGCUCCUGGAUAACGGGGCCCACAUUUAUUUCUGUGGUCUGAGAGGGAUGAUGCCUGGGAUUCAAGAAACACUGAAAAGGGUUGCUGAUCAGAGAGGAGAAAAUUGGGAUGAGAAGCUCUCACAACUUAAGAAGAACAAGCAAUGGCAUGUGGAAGUUUACUGAGUUCUCUAGUGCAAAUGCUGAGUAGUUUCAUCUUUCUGAAAACUUUGAUAUUGUUUUAAUUAAUAAUCUUUAUUGAGCAGCUUGAGUUGCUGUAUGUGUUCUUUAUUAGCAGAUUACAAUGAAAUGUUGUCUUGAUGGAUACAAAUUUAAAAAACCAAGUCAUCGGUGGUGCUAUAGAGACAUUCUUGGGUAA